AUGGCAAGAACCAAGCAGACAGCCCAUAAAUCCACUGGUGGCAAGGCACCCAGGAAGCAGCUCGCCACGAAGGCUGCCCGCAGGAGCGCCCCCGCUACCGGCGGCGUGAAGAAGCCUCACCGUUACAGGCCCGGCACCGUGGCUCUGAGGGAGAUCCACCGUUAUCAGAAAUCUACUGAGCUGCUCAUCCGUAAGCUGCCCUUCCAGCACCUGGUAAGAGAAAUCGCUCAGGACUUUAAGGCCGAUUUGCGUUUCCAGAGCUCGGCUGUCAUGGCACUGCAGGAGGCGAGCGAGGCAUACCAACUAAAGGUAUGUGGAUGGUAG
This is a messenger RNA of Neoarius graeffei (lesser salmon catfish), 324 nucleotides long. Its product is annotated as histone H3-like. Gene Ontology annotation, cellular component: nucleosome. Gene Ontology annotation, molecular function: DNA binding; protein heterodimerization activity; structural constituent of chromatin. NCBI's taxonomy places the organism in Eukaryota, Metazoa, Chordata, Actinopteri, Siluriformes, Ariidae. The transcript has a single exon. The record is from RefSeq and is a predicted model, not a curated record. Bases 1 to 324 code for a protein of 107 amino acids.